UAUAAACCCUAUCAACAAUACCAGUAACCCUAUAAACUCUAAGAAGAAAUUUUUGAUUUUCCCUUGAAUAAUCAAUGCUAUUUGCUUGUAAUACUAGCCAAUUUGGGUGUCCUAACAUCUAAGUGUCUCGUUUAUCUUACAGGUCAAGAAAAUAUUUAGUAAAACCUCGAAGAUUAAACCAGAGAGGAAGAUCUCGUAAAAACUGGAAGAUGAUAAUUCAAAGAGGAAGACUUCGUAAAGCCUUGAUGAUGUUAAACCAGGGAGGAAAACCUCAUAAAACCUCGAAGAAAUUAAACCAGAGAGGAAGACCUUGUAAAACCUCGAAGACAUUAAACCAGAGAGGAAGACCUCGUAAAGCCUUGAAGAUCUUAAACCAGAGAGGAAGACCUUGUAAAACCUCGAAGACAUUAAACCAGAGAGGAAGACCUCGUAAAGCCUUGAAGAUCUUAAACCAGAGAGGAAGACCUUGUAAAACCUCGAAGAUGUUAAAGCAGAGAGGAAGACCUCGUGAAACCUCGGAGAUAUUAAACCCAAAUGGAGGACUUCAUAAAAUCUUGAAGAUGUUGAGCAAGAGAGGAAGAUCUCAUAAAACCUCGAGUUUAUUAGAUCAGAAAGGAAAAUCUAAUAAAACCUCGAAGAUAUUAAACCAGAGAGAAAGUUCUAGUAAAAUCUUAGAGAUGUUAAACAGGAGAGGAAGAGGCAUUUGUUUACAUCUCUUAAAUGAGGCCAUGAGGAGAAAGAAAUUGAAGGAUAAUCCCAAGACACAGAAAGUUGCUCAGAAGGACUGGCUAGAAAGAAUGCUUAAAUUCAAAAGACACAGUCCAAAAUUCAAGAUUCCCAGGUCUGAAACACCGAAAAAUUCUGCUGAUGCUGACAGAAAGAAACAAUUGGAGGCUUCGAUUAUGAGAGAAGUUCAGACUAAUGUGCGCUUCCCUCAGAAACGAAUAAAUGUAGCAGAGAGGAAGAAACAUUUGGCAGAGCUUAAAGAAACAACUGAUUUCAAACGCCUAUCCCCCAAGCCUACAAAUUUGAUGCAGUAUAUUAGAAAGAAUUUCAAAAAGGUCCAGAAACAAUUCAAGGAAUUGCAAGACCCAUUCACCUCAGAGUACUCACCUCAGUUCAUGGAGAUGAUGACCAAGGAGAUAAACGAACACGGCAUGGGCCUUCAGCAUGGGGUAUUGGUAAGAAAGCUGCAAGAGGUACAGUUAGAGCCACUCAUGACACUCACCUUGUCAGAUGACUAUGGCAACCACAACACUACUGUGUUUGUUAAAUCAUUCAUCAGUGCCAAAGAUGCCCUUAUUCAAGCACUAAAAUCCUUAAGAAGUCCAGUUCAGCUACUUCCAUACACGUACUACCAUAUCUACCAAGUAUUAAGCCCUGUGUGUGUACGUGAGAUGGCGCCAGAUGAGAAGAUCUUAGAGAGCCAAGUGAGGGGCGUGCAGAAGUACACUUACCUUGUCAGGAGAGAGAGAAUGCUCUACAAGGUGGACGAAGAUGUAGAUUUCAACUACUGUCAAGAACUACUGGGUCAGGACAAGCAGCUGCUAGUAUGUCGUUACAGGGAGAUUAAAGAAGGUCGCUUGAGAGUUCUCAGAGUCAAGAUCAAAAACACAUGGCAGAUGGAACAGUAUGAAGAUGCAGGUUGCAGAUAUUAUGUAAAAAGGCCCCCCGUGGAUUGGGAAGGCAAGAGACAGGUCAAACAACCACCUCGUCGCUGCAAGUUGUAUUUUUGUAAUGUUACAUCUUACAUCAUGGAUAAUUUUGGAGAGAGAGAGUACCACUGGUAUCCUGACUAUGGGUACAUGCAGCGGCUCUACCAAUACAGUUUCAACAAAGUCUCAGAAGUAAUGAGUGUGUUGCAGAAAGAGCUACAUGAGAUGGACACUCAGUACCAGAACCUCCUUGCUACUCCACCUGAGACUCUCUAUGCUGAGGAUGAGCUCAUGUUACUGAACUGUAAGUAUGAAGAAGAAGUGAAGGAACAAGAAUCCAAGGAAAAACAUGAAGAAUUCUUGAAAACUCUUGAAUAUUAUGUCAAUAAGACAAAUAAAACAUAUUUUAGCUCAGUACAGGGCAUGAGGGCAGCAUGGGAUCUGUACCAAUAUGUGUUGUUUAAUUUUCAAAACAACUUGUUUAUAUUGGACACCUAUGUAAAAGACAUUAUUAAAUAUGAAUCACUGAUAAAAUGGCACAGGUUGAAUGGUCGCACAUCCUUGAUACAAUCAUCACAGAUAAAAAUAUUGAGAUUGGAGGAAAUGAUGUGCAGAGCAGUUGAUUGUACUCUUAAACAAUUGAAAAUAGCUGAGGUUUUAAAACAAACACAAAUUUUAGAGCCUGAGAAAGAGGUGGAAAAAUUGAGCUUAGAGAGCAUUGAAGUUGCCCAGGACAUACAACAAUAUAGGACCUACGAUUUCGUCAGUAAUAUAUCACAGAAAAAAAUGGCACAUGCUCAGGGUAGAGCCAUUACAUUGAAAAUGGACAGUAAGUUAAAGUAUGACGAUGAGAAACAUAUAAAAGCCAAUAUUAAUAAAACUACAGUAAACAAAUGUAUUCAAGAAAAGGAGUGUCAUUUUUACAGUGGAAAAAAAUUUGGCAAGAACUUAUGAUUGCCA
Messenger RNA from Cherax quadricarinatus, 2615 nucleotides. The record is from RefSeq and is a predicted model, not a curated record. NCBI's taxonomy places the organism in Eukaryota, Metazoa, Arthropoda, Malacostraca, Decapoda, Parastacidae.